Dinoponera quadriceps is the source of this 2849-nucleotide messenger RNA. RefSeq names its product tetraspanin-3-like. Bases 580 to 1278 code for a protein of 232 amino acids. The transcript has 4 exons. The record is from RefSeq and is a predicted model, not a curated record. Lineage: Eukaryota; Metazoa; Arthropoda; Insecta; Hymenoptera; Formicidae. Gene Ontology annotation, biological process: protein localization to plasma membrane; protein maturation. Gene Ontology annotation, cellular component: membrane.
UUAACUCAACGUAAUUGAUAAAUCGCAUUGAUAAGUUCAACUAAUUGGCCGAUAUGAUUGAUCAAGUUAAUCCACAAUUAGAUUUAGAUUACGUUGAUGUAGAAACGGGCAUAAUUCAGCUAAAAUGAACAGGCCUAAUGCCCAGUAAUCGAAAACUAAUAUCGAGUAAUUAUCGUCGAAACAUCGACGCAUCGGAAACUUAUCUAUGACAUCAUUCGACGAACGAUUUUCUGGAGACAAUUCAUGCUUUCUAACCGUUUCGAGCCUUGGCUCGUCGCGAAACAAUGCGUCAGCCGUUUGAUGUAUCUAAUUUUUUAAUCGCUUACGUAAAGAAACGUGCGGAAUUACACGAUGCACGUUACGAUUGUUUUUGCGAUACGCACCGGCUAAUGGAAGGUGACGAGAACCGAAGGAGACAUUGUAGCAAUUGCGGAGCGACCUAAUUAAGAGUUUACCGCGAUUGUGGAAAUUUCCGGGGCGAUCGUGAGUAUAUUCUCAGGUUACUUCAUUUAUCAGCUGAAGGAGUAUGCGCCUCUAACGCCUGACAAAGUAUGCGGCCCGUCCAUCACUUUACUGGUGAUGGGAAUCAUCACCUGCGCCCUGGGAUGGUGCGCCUUUCAAUUCUUGAAUUUUUCCAUGAGGAGCCAAGUUGUAACUUUCGCGGUAGCACUGGCGAUCGUUACGUUGACCGAACUCGGCGUCGGGAUUUGGGCUUUGGUACGACACGAGCAAGUAGAUGUCUUGCACCCCGCGCGACUUGAAGAGAGCUUCGCUCUUGCAACCACUGAUCAGAAGUCUACAUGGGACCACAUGCAGUCAAAGCUGCACUGCUGCGGGAUAGACGGACCUGCUGACUACCGUGGCCAGAACUCGAUUCCUUGGUCUUGCUGCAACACAACCAACUCGGAGAACGAUAACAGCACCGAAGGUGCCUGCACUAACAUUUACAAGCGUGGAUGUCAGCACGUAGUGAUAAAUCGAACCAGGUCGAUUCUCCUGCACGUUUUCCUGUUGGCAUUGUGCUCAGUGCUGCUGCAGGUGAGUAACCCCGCCUUCCAGGAGCGGCUCUUCGUUCGUAAAGUGACUAAUCAGCACGCGCGUGCCGGUCGAUCUCAGGUCGCCUUCAUACUGUGCAUAUGCUGCUACGCCAAGAUCUACAAGAAGAAGAUGGAGAAGAGGGUGCAAUCGCAGAUCGACAGGCGCGCGAGCGAGUUAGAUACAAAAGGCAGUCUUCUGGAGAACCGAUCGAAAUAUCCGAACAACGUCGAAAACUCCUAGCCAAUGCCGCGAAGCGUGAACGACGGGAGUGUGUGUCACUUCAGGACGUUGCGCCACUGUGAUAUGCGAAAUACAUUUCGCGUGGUGACAAUAUCGACGGUGUACCGAUACAUGGACGAUGUCGACGUCGCUUCCAUGAUACAGUGCGAUCCGGGCGUGUCGAAAAGUGUCUUAGCGACGGAUUUCUCGGUGAAUUUCGAGCCGAUCUUUCCUCAGGAGCUAAUCCUCAAAAACUCGCGGUAUUAGGCGCGGAGUUUAGUGUUUGACGAACGAAUCUCGAUUGAGAUUUUCGAUAAGAUAAGGUUGAUUCAGAGAACAAUUCUUUUUUUUUUUUUAAGAAGUGCCUUUUAUUUUUCGUUAUGAUUAAAUCUUCCUUCGGCGAAACUAAGCCGCAGACUCGUCGAAGAAUCUGUUCUUAAAGUGCCUUUCGACAGAUACGUCCCGGACACUCCGCACGAAGAUAAGAACGAUAAUAUUCCGAGAAGAGCUGAAAGCGUUCGCAUCUUGUUCGUACUGCCGUAUCGUUAGUACCUCGUAGAAGACAUUCGAGAAUCGAAUGUCGUUGUUGAUCCCUUUAAUACAGUUUUAUAUUUAUUUUUAUAGCAUAAUGCGUAUUAUGAAAAAGUUGCCUUUUUCACUCAGAGGUUGCUUUGCUACUCUGGGCAACAACUUACAAUCGUAACGAAGCUAUUUCUGGAGAUAAAAUCCCCCCCGUUGACAUUCAUGAGACUUCCCGUGAGGGAGCCCGUUUAAAAUGAUUUAAUUCACGACAAAAUUCGAUUUAUAUGAAGAUAAGAUAUUAUAGAGUUCUGUUCUAAAUUCUAUCGCGAAUUAGAUCGUUCAAAGCAGGCUUUAAUUUGUACUUAAGAUUUUCUGCUAGUGCAGUUAACAAAUAAUUAAUAUAUAGGCAAUAAAGUGCACAGUGCAAUGUUUCACAGCAAUGACAUAAAGUAAACUGGCAUAGAGUAUCCAGCAUACAUGCGUCAUUCUCGUAUCUUGCAUUAUCUGAAAACACUUGAACGACUUUAGAUUAGACAAACGCAAUUACAAGGUAUUAAUCUAUUUUUAGUGAAGAAAAUAGCGUAAUUGUUGGUCGCAGCUUUUCUUUUUGUUUUAAUUAAUUUUUUUGCUUACAUUUGUAGACAUUCACCACCGAUUUUCCUCGCUGUACCCAGUAUUAAGUGAAAUGCAAAUCUUUCAUAGUUGUGAAAAAGGAUUAGUGUGAAUCGCGUGCGUAUGAUAUCGAGACUGAAAAAUUAUUUUGUACCUUUUGAAGUACAGAUAUAUGUGUGUUUGACUUCGAUGGACAAUCUUUUUUUUUAUAAAAGUAUAUUGAAAUAAUCUUGGCUUUGUGUGGCAAUAUUGAGUAAUUUUGCGUUAUAUGAUACAUUAUAAGAUGAAAAAAAGUAAACAUUUAGAUAUAGUGGGAAAAAUGUAGCUUUUGCAAAAUACACACCUAUUGUUCGCAGAGGUAAUUUUUUAAAUUUCUAACAAUUGAGAAACAGAUUUCCUCAGGAGCUGUAUUCAAAUAAUUUCUGAUAUAUUUUGUCUAAAAUAUACAUCUUACCAAA